Apodemus sylvaticus (European woodmouse) is the source of this 2553-nucleotide messenger RNA. Its product is annotated as vomeronasal type-2 receptor 116-like. NCBI's taxonomy places the organism in Eukaryota, Metazoa, Chordata, Mammalia, Rodentia, Muridae. The record is from RefSeq and is a predicted model, not a curated record. Gene Ontology annotation, biological process: G protein-coupled receptor signaling pathway. The transcript has 7 exons. Gene Ontology annotation, molecular function: G protein-coupled receptor activity. Gene Ontology annotation, cellular component: membrane. The coding region runs from base 1 to 2553 and encodes 850 amino acids.
AUGAAGAAGAUGUGUGCUUGCACUAUUUCGUUUUUGCUCCUGAAGUUUUCUCUCAUCUUGGGCUGUUUGACAGAACCAAUUUGCUUUUGGAGGAUAAAGAAUAGUGAAGAUAAUGAUGGAGAUUUGAGAAGUGACUGUGGUUUUUUCCUUUGGACAACGGAAGAACUUAUUGAAGACAAUUGGUAUAAAGAAAUUAUUGAUUUUAGAAUACCAGCAAGAAGAUACGAGUUUUUUCUUGUAAUGUUUUUUGCUACUCAUGAGAUCAACGAGAAUCCUUAUCUUUUACCCAAUAUGUCUUUCAUGUUCUCCAUUGUUGUUGGUCUGUGUCAAGAUACAUUGGGAGGUCUGGAUAAAUUAUAUUCACAACAAAACAAUAGUCAUAAUUUUAUUAACUAUAUCUGUGAACAAUAUCAAACUUGUUAUGGAGACCUUAUAGGCCCAUCGUGGAAAACAUCCUUAAAACUGUCAAUUCAUUCCAUGGCACCAAAGGUUUUCUUUGGACCAUUUAAUCCUAGCCUAAGUGACCAUGACCGGUUGCCAUAUGUCCAUCAGAUAGCCACCAAGGACACACAAUUGUCCCAUGGCAUGGUCUCCUUGCUGCUUCAUUUUAAAUGGACUUGGAUAGGAGUGGUCAUUUCAGAUGAUGACCAGGGCAUUCGGUUUCUCUCAGAUUUAAGAGAAGAAAUACAAAGGCAUGGGAUCUGUUUAGCUUUUGUGAAUGUGAUCCCAGAAUCCAUGGAGAUAUACAUGAAAAAGGCUAAGGUAUAUGAUAAACAAAUUAUGGCAUCUUCAGCAAAGGUUGUUAUCAUUUAUGGUGAAAUGAACUCUACACUAGAAAUCAGCUUUAGAAGGUGGGAAUAUUUAGGUGCUCAGAGAAUUUGGAUCACAACCGCACAAUGGGAUUUUAUCUCAAAGAAAAAAGAAUUCAGCCUUGAUUACUUUCAUGGGACUGUCACUUUUGCACACCACAGAGAUGAGAUUCCUAAAUUUAGGAAUUUUAUGCAAACUCUGGACCCUGACAAAUACCCAGUAAACAUUUCUGAGUCUAUACUGGGGUGGAAUUAUUUUAAUUGUUCUUUCUCUAAGAACACCAAUAAAAUGGAAAAUUUUAAAUUCAUCAAUACAUUGGAGUGGACAGCAGUGCACAAAUAUGAUAUGGCCCUCAGUGAAGAAGGUUACAAUUUGUAUAAUACUGUGUAUGCUGUGGCCCACACCUAUCAUGAACUCAUUCUUCAACAAGUAGAGUGUCAGAUGCCGGCAGGAUACAAAGGAAUAUUUACUGACUGUCAGCAGGUGUCUUCCUUGCUGAAGACCAGGGUAUUUACUAAUCCUGUUGGAGAACUGGUGAACAUGAGUCAUAGGGAAAAUCAGUGUGCAGAGUAUGACAUUUUCAUCAUUUGGAAUUUUCCUCAAGGCUUUGGAUUAAAAGUUAAAAUAGGAAGCUAUUUUCCUUGCUACCAACAGAUACAACAACUUCACAUAUAUAAAGAUAUGGAGUGGGCCACAGGAGGAACUUCGCCAGAAGUUCCCUCAUCCAUGUGUAGAGUGCCAUGUACUGCUGGAUUUAUGAAAAUUCAUCAGCAAGAAACAGCAGACUGCUGCUUUGCUUGUGUUCAGUGCCCAGAAAAUGAGGUUUCCAACGAAACAGAUAUGGAACAGUGUGUGAGGUGUCCAGAUGAUAAGUAUGCCAACUUAGAACAAACCCACUGCCUCCAGAGAGGUUUGUCAUUUCUGGCUUUUGAAGAGCCACUUGGGAUAGCUUUAGGCUUCAUGUCUCUCUCCUUAUCAGCCAUCACAAUUUUAAUACUCGUCUCUUUUGUGAUGUACAAGGAUGCUCCUAUUGUGAAGGCCAAUAACCGCAUUCUCAGCUAUAUCCUGCUCAUCUCUCUAGUUUUCUGUUUUCUCUGCUCAUUGCUCUUCAUUGGACAUCCCAACCAGGCCACCUGCUUCCUGCAGCAGACAACAUUUGGAGUAUUUUUCACAGUGGCUGUUUCUACAGUGUUGGCCAAAACAAUAACUGUGGUCAUGGCUUUCAAGCUCACUACCCCAGGGAGAAGAAUGAGAGGGAUGCUGACAUCGGGGGCACCUAACUUGGUCAUUCCCAUUUGUACCCUGAUCCAACUUGUUCUCUGUGGCAUAUGGUUAGUAACAUCUCCUCCCUUUAUUGACAGAGAUACACAAUCUGAACAUGGGAAAACUGUCAUUAUUUGCAACAAAGGCUCUGUUGUCGCCUUCCAUAUUGUACUGGGAUACUUAUGUUCCUUGGCUCUGGUAAGCUUCACUGUGGCUUUCCUGGCUAGGAACCUACCUGACAGAUACAAUGAAGCCAAGUUCCUAACUUUCAGCAUGCUUGUGUUCUGCAGUGUAUGGAUCACCUUCCUCCCUGUCUAUCAUAGCACCAGGGGGAAGAUCAUGGUGGUUGUGGAGGUCUUCUCCAUCUUGGCUUCUAGUGCAGGGUUGCUAGGGUGUAUCUUUGUCCCAAAGUGUUAUACUAUUUUUGUUAGACCAGAUUCAAAUUGUAUACAAAAGUCCAAAGAUAAUCUGAUUCAUUGA